CUCGCGCUCAAAUCUUGUGCAGUCGCCUAGGCUAGUUUGUGAAUGCGCGCUGAUGAAUAUGAUAAGUGAAGUAGCCUGGUUUUGAUAACGAAAAACGUAAUGCAAAUAAUUUUCUAAGAACACCUGCUCAUAUAGAGAUUCUGCACGAUGGAAAAAUCCCGAGGAGAAAAUAUCAAAUCAACGUUUUACUUGGGAAUAAGGAAAACCGAAUGAAUCAGUAUCUUCAUGGAUGAGGACAUUCGUGAAAACGCUCGCGUACACGGAUGGCAGUGUUCUGCUAUUUGGAUAUUUGUUUCUGGACUUUUUAUAAUACCAAGACCGUGCGCUCUUCAUCGUGUCUCUUCUUACAUGCGCUAAAUAAGGAAGGAAGAUGGAGAAGGACAGCACAAUGAGGGGGAAAUACUUUUUGCUUUGUUACUUGUUGGUCAAAGUUAUGGCGCUUGUCUGCAAGGCGGAUGGAGAACCACCAGGACAACAGGAGGGCUUUGUCAUGAUAACGACGUCCAACGGAACCAGGGAGGAAGAGAGCGCAGGCAUCUCGGAGCCCCCGCACACGGAGGACUUGUGCCGUGGGUACUUCGAUGUGAUGGGCCAGUGGGACCCGCCGUUCUUUUGCAAAACGGGCGAUUAUCUGUACUGCUGCGGCACCUGUGGCUUCCGGUUCUGUUGCUCCUACAAGACCUCGCGGUUGGAUCAGAGCUCCUGUAAAAACUAUGACACUCCGGAAUGGAUGAUGACCGGUAAACCGCCUUUUAAGAAAAAUGACCCCCGGCAUGACCCGACCAAAGAUAAAACGAACUUAAUCGUGUAUAUAAUAUGUGGAGUAGUUGCUAUCAUGGCACUUGUUGGGAUAUUCACCAAACUCGGACUGGAAAAGGCGCACCGACCCCAGAGAGAGAAUAUGACAAGGGCUGUGCAGAGCGUGUUGCAGGGCGGCUGUGCGGGUGAGCAGUUCCAGGGGGAAGACACCCACGGCAUGCAUGCACAGCACUAUGACACAAGGGCCAACAACCUCCAGGGAAGUCAGUCACACCCAUACCCCACCCUCAGCCAACUGGCCCAUGUCUAUGAAAAACAACAACCAGACAAGGAGCUCAACAAGUACGCCUCGCUCAAGAUCGUAGCGGCCAAGGCCAAUGGAGACUUCUACAACAAGCGCCGUCUGAUGGUGGAACUGCCUUCCAAAGGGGGACUCCCUCUCCAACACAUGAACCCCAUGCGACAUAUGAACCCUAUGGGCAACAAUCCUAAAACCCACAAACCUUUGAACAACCCCUCCAUGACCCAUAAUCUAAUGACUAACCCCACCAUGACCCAUAAUCCAUUGACAAACCCCACCAUGACCCAUAAUCCAAUGAACAACCCCAACAUGACCCAUAAUCUAAUGACGAACCCCAGCAUGACCCAUAAUCUAAUGACGAACCCCAGCAUGACCCAUAAUCUGAUGACUAACCCCACCAUGACCCAUAAUCUGAUGACUAACCCCUCCAUGACCCAUAAUCUGAUGACUAACCCUACCAUGACACAUAAUCUGAUGACUAACCCCACCAUGACCCAUAAUCUAAUGACUAACCCAAACAUGACCCAUAAUCCAAUGAACAUGUCCCACAACAACCCUAUGUCGCUAAACAAGUCCAUGUCACAUAACAAGUCCAUGUCCCACCACAAGCCCAUGUCCCACAAUCCCCUGAGCCCCAUCAUCCCCUUGGGCUCCCUGGGACCUGAGCCUGUGGCCACCUACAUCACAGAGAUGCCCAGCAGCUUGCCCAUCCUCUCCAGCAACCACCAGGGCUCCACCAUGCCCGCCGUGCCCAAGCAGAUGGGACAUAAGCCCCAGAGAAGCAGCGCCGGUGGCGACAGGUUCAUUAAUAAAGGUUUGGGAGCCAUGGCCGGCAUGACUAGGACAGGGACUUUCCCGGGUCCUCACCACCACACCGGGACGGUUCCCGGGCCUCACCACCAACAACACAACCAACAUCAACCGCAACAACACCAUCCACUGGCUUUCAGCUCCCACACCAUCGCAGCCCCGAGGGGAAUGUUAGGCGGGUCGGGGCUGAAGGGUUGGGACAGGACUGAGACGGUUGGCAGGAGGAAGGGCUACAGCUCCAAGAGGCCCCAGUGUACAGUGGAUGACUUCAGCGAGCUGCACAGCCAGUCCCGCUCACUCAACCACAGUCAGCACUUCCUGCCCACCCAGCCCUACUUUGUGACCAACAGUAAGACGGAGGUGACUGUGUGAGAGAGUGGGAGAGUGGAAAGAUGGACGCCAAAAGCACAGUCACCAAACACAGGCAAAAAGGAAGAGGACAGACUGGUGGUGGUGGUCUGAGAUUGGGGGGGUUGGGGACAUGGUGGUGUCUCUCCGAGACCAGGGCCAGAACAGUGCCCCCUGGUGGCGUGUAAUGUCCAGCGUGAAAGGAUCAGUGCACGUGACUGUCAGUCAACCCUACACAAACCCAAGUUGUGAAAAGUC
This is a messenger RNA of Esox lucius (northern pike), 2476 nucleotides long. RefSeq names its product shisa family member 9a (gene shisa9a). NCBI's taxonomy places the organism in Eukaryota, Metazoa, Chordata, Actinopteri, Esociformes, Esocidae. Gene Ontology annotation, biological process: regulation of AMPA receptor activity; regulation of short-term neuronal synaptic plasticity. The record is from RefSeq and is a predicted model, not a curated record. Gene Ontology annotation, cellular component: postsynaptic membrane; AMPA glutamate receptor complex; dendritic spine membrane. The transcript is spliced from 5 exons. Bases 371 to 2242 code for a protein of 623 amino acids.